Messenger RNA from Orbicella faveolata, 5551 nucleotides. RefSeq names its product adenosine receptor A2a-like. Gene Ontology annotation, cellular component: membrane. The record is from RefSeq and is a predicted model, not a curated record. Lineage: Eukaryota; Metazoa; Cnidaria; Anthozoa; Scleractinia; Merulinidae. Gene Ontology annotation, molecular function: G protein-coupled receptor activity. Gene Ontology annotation, biological process: G protein-coupled receptor signaling pathway.
AUGUGUAUAUAUACAGCAUGUUGUGUACAGCUAGUCUGCGACCAUUUCGGUAUUCAAUAUGUCGCGGUUUUUUCUUUUCUUUUGUUCGCUCGUUAACAAGGAUGAACCAUUUCUCUUGCCGCUGUUUUACUGUGUUGAAAAAAGACUAAAAUGUGACACUCAAGGAAUUUUAGACAGUAAAGCUUUCUAAAUUUGUCGUUUACAGAAAACAAGGAUACGCCUCACGGGCCGCUACAGAAUUAGCUGAGAGCACUGUAAACAAAGUACAUAUGGAACGCAAAACUAACUAGAUUUAAAUUGAAUUGUGCGUUGUUGCUUUUAUUUACAAAGAAACCAAAGGCUAAAUUGAUUAAUUAGCUUGUGGAGAUAAAGCAUGGACUGUGCCUAUGCAAAACGCUUGGUUGCAAACAAUGCAGUUUAUAUUUCCUCGUUGGUUUAAAACGUAAACACGGAUGUCUGCUCCGUUCAAGGGACGAACAAUUCAAACAAGAUAGAUAACUUUCUGACUUGCUCUCUUGAAUAUCACUUCUGUUUGUAUUCAAAAUUAUACACCGUUCUGCCAUUUUAAGACCUGUCCUCGAUUUCGUCUCUCGAAAUCUUCAUUGAUCUAACUUAUUGGCAGAUUUCUGAUUUCGAAAAAAAAAGAGUCUUUAGACACUUAAUUAACAGCCCAAUUUAGAUCGGGCGUUUUUCGAUCUUUUGCGACUGUUUAAUUGGAGAGGGGGUAACGAACUUUUGAGACCCUCACUCCUUAAUCUGUUAGAGCAUUAAUGACAAUGGAACUUUGCAGAUUUAUAGCAUUUCCAAAAAUAUUUCUUUUCAGGUACAUAAAUGACGUCAUAUAACGUAGGAAUGGCUAAUAAUUUCCAAAAAGCCGCCAUUUCUGUCAGCCAUCCUGGAUUGCGUGAUUUUUAUAAAGUGUUUGAAAACCACAAAAGCGGGCUCAAAGAUAGUCAAGACUGCUAAAAAAGCAAAAUUUCUCUAAAAAAGUAAAAGUUGAUGAAAAAAGUUAUAGAAUUUCAUUUAAAACUGGAAAAUUCAAAACUUUGAAAGACAUGCCUGUUAAAAUACGGUUCCUAUGAGGACAAUUUCCUAACCAUUGACAUGUCGUAUAAUUGCGCUUAAGUAAAUGUUAAGAAAAGUCUCUAAGGUUGAUGUUAAUUGCUUUAAAAAGAUCGCUUUUAAAGUUACAAGCGUUCAAAGAUGGCGAGGGCUCCAUUAGCAUUAAGUUAAUCGCUUCCAAAUCUAACAAAGAUUAUUUGUUCCAGGCAAAGUUGCUUCAAAAUCUAAGAUUUACCAAAGGUGGUUUGCAAUAUUUCCAGCUAAUCAUUUGCAAGCGAUAUUCACAUUUUUUGCAAUUGUCCAAAGCUUUGAUGAUUGCCCAAUUUUUGCAUGAGACAACUUCAAAUGCAAAGUACUAACAUGCCUUUGUAACCCUGCUCAAACAGGGGGGGAGGGAAGGUAAACCGUUUAUAAUUUUUUUCAAUGUUUACAUAAAAGCUGCCAAACUGGUAUCACAUGUAGUUGUACUUAGAAGUUAAUUUAUCCAUCACAAACGUAUUCUGGCAGCUAUGCUGUUUCCAAAUUUUAAAGUUUAUUCUUUUUAUAAAUAACAUUUAUCUUUCCGUAACCUUUUUCUAUAUUUGUAGGACUUUUUAGCAUUGUUCUAUUAACUUGAUCAGUUUUAGGUCUUUUAAUCUUUCUGUAUUUUUUUCAGUUUUUCUGACGCUUUUGAAAAAUCUAGAACUCUAAGAUGGUGCUAGCAUCCACGAUAGCAGCUAUUUUUAUAUUAUGACGCAGUUACCACGCGUAUGACGUCAUCAUCCCAUGUUUCUUACCUCAAAGGAAACUGUUUUGGAUGGACUAUGUGUUUUCUAAGUUUCUUCCAUCAUUGUUCACGCUUAAAUCCUAAUCUGUUCUUUAUGCGGAUCUUUUCUUACUGAAAAGAGCGAUUCAUUCUCCUUGUCAAUUCAACCACGUCAAGCCAAAGUUGUCUACGAGUUACAUGAAAUUCCAACAAAGCCCACCGAUCUUUUACGUCAGAAGAGUAAUUUCUUGAUCCGUGUUAUUAUUAUUGGUCAACUGAUCAAGCGAACGUGAAAAGAUAAGCACGAAACAUAAAGAUCUAAAGAGCAAUAACGCGCUAAAACCUUGAGACUGCUGCGAAAUAACCCUUAUUUGUUAUGGUUUAAUGAAAACGCCCGGACACCUCAAACCUUGUAAGUAAGUUGUAAGCAGUAAUGAAAAUCUUCAUUUCGAAUAAUUGUGUGUUUUGGAUACAAAUUGUGAACGUAAGCGUUUUUUCGUGACAUCGUUUGGCGCAGCUUUGAGACUAGCCUAGCUGAAGCUAAAGGCCGGCUUAAUUCGUUUAAGUGAUCCACGGUUUUUACAAUUCAAAUUGUCUUAACGACGUGUUAACUCAAUCCAUUACAAACACAGUCAGCCGCUUAUGUUGCCACGUAUUGCUUUGUUGCAACUUUUUAUUUUGUAACUUAGUUUGUUAGUCUCGCUUUAAAUGUUUGGAACACUUAACCCAGGGUGGUCCUUAGUCUUCAAGGUUCAUUCGGUCAGGCCUUUAGCUGAAUAGAAGGUUAGUAAUCUUAUCACAUUCGCAAGGAAGGAGAAAACGAUUGCUAUACAAAACUUUACUCGCCAGUAACGGUGGUUUAAACCUUGGCAGUCUUCAAAUAUCCUUUCGCUUUGUCUUGAGGGAAACUAAGAAUAUAUUUUUUCACGUCUGUCCAUUACUCGGACGACAUAAUACGAAAUAUCUACUUGCAGCUGUUUGAAUGAUUAGAAAAUGCAUUAGCAGGGUCGAAUGAAAUUUAGAAAUACGUCUUUAUGAUUUAAUUAAACGCUAAACUACAUGUAAUAGGAUUCAAAGAUUUGUCUUUUACAAGCAUACAGACAGUCAAAGGCGCAACGAUUAUUUAAGUUUCAGUACUAAUGGGAACUGAUACAACUUAUAAUUUUAAUUUUAAUGAAUUACAAAGAAAAAAAAAUUCGCACAACCUGAGCAAAUAUUGUCCAAUAUUCGGUAUGUUUAACUCUGUUGAUUUUGGUCGUGAUGUGAUUGGUGUUUGGCGUUCUUCUUAUUAUGUAGAGAUAAUGUAAGGAUGACAGAUUCGGCGCCGAUUAAUUUGCACGUAUUCAGUUCGAGAUUUUCUUCGCUAGCGUACUUUCAGUUAGUAACAUACAUUCAAACUUUUAAACGCCACGGACCCUCCCGGUAAGCAAACUCUAUACAGGGAAUAAUUAGAGGUGAGUGUACAGAUACAGUUUGUGUUUUCAUAUCGCAUGUAAACAGCAGGUAAAAAGAUUCUCAUUUUAGCAAUAUCUGUCAUAAAUUAAACGAGCUGUACAAAAUUCGCGCAAUUAAUGUGAAAACUUGUCUGAAAGACUUGUAUUUGCCUUUCCCUUUCAAAUUCGGUCCACUGUCCUUUUUAAUUUGCUUUACAUAUACCACAAGGGCACUGUAUGUUCUUUUAUAAGGAGAGUUUUCAAGUUUGAAUAGAGCCUUCCGGCCAGCUCGCUUGAGGAGCAAAUAUAAGUUUCUACUUGUUAGGCUUUUUUUAGAGUUCAGAAAUCGUCUGUACUGCCCCGGUCAACUUGUCUUAAUUCUUUAUUUCUUAAUGUCCUCUGAAAAGACUCAAUUUCAAUUACUCCUGUGGGUUGUUAAUUUCGUAUUUUUUGUCACAUCGGGUGAUUGCGUUUAGAUAUACCGGCCAUUUUUAUUACAUGCAGUGGAAAUAUCGUUCGUCGCUAAGGAUACCGAGCCGCUUUUUGUUUGACAAAAACAACUAUAGGAAAGGAAAGAAAGAGAAAAGAAAAAAAAAAAGGAUAAGAACCAUGUUCGUCUCUUUUGUACAGUUUGGUUAAAAAAUAAAUCCUUUAUGGAUAAAUAUUUUGCCAUGAGUUGAAAAUCAAUGUGCUCAAAGACAGAAAACCACCAAUCACAGUUCAGUAUAUCUUAAUUGGCCUUCGAGCUCUGGAUGAAUAAUAGAAUAUUUUCAAGAUGUUCUGGGCAAAAUGUUGUUGACAUUUCUUAAGGCAGAAGCAUUUUCACUGACUUGACUAUUGUGGCAUUAACGUAGAAUUGUAGUAACGAACUUAGUGAGUUGUACAUUCAGAUGUUAUUAUCUUUUUUACAGAAAUCAAAGCUACUUGAUUUCUGACUGGAAUUUUUCCUUGCCCCACUCAAACAGCUGUAUAUACAUAUCAACACACACAGCAUGACGCAUUGACUUCGAUGAAUAAACAAGAGCUCUCCAGACAGAAGGAUUCAAUCCAGAACUUCACCUCAAGAAGUCCCACGAUCUAGUUUUGGAUCACGAUCACGGUCCCGGUCACGCUGCCGAUCACGGGUUUGAUCACGAUCACAAUCUAGCCUUACAUCAGAAUUCAAGACGUUAAACUUGACAACGGGAAAAAUAUCAUGAAUUACCUCUCAGGGAACGGAGAAAAUACGACUGAGUCUGAUAACUAUACGCAUUCUGAAAAACCUAGCGGCUCCGUUCAAACGUCUGGCAUUUCUCAUGACUCAAUCCCUGCCAUUGUCUUCAUGGUCUUCAUUUUGGCGAUAAAUGGCUGUGUUAUUCUGCUCAUAACAUGUUACUCGUCCCUAAGAAAAACAAGCAAUAUCAUCCUGGCCAGUUUAGCAGUGUCAGACUUUCUGGUGGGAUUCGUUGGUAUUCCUCUCCUUGUGACCUGCAGUAGUGCUAUACAUCUAACUUUGGUAUGUAACAGUUCAAUCACAUUUUUCGAAUUUAUGGCCCUGUCUACCGUGCUACACAUCACCGUAAUGACCUGCGAUCGUUACAUUUACAUUAUGUGGGCCUUACGUUACCAUGAUAUUGUUCACCGCAGUAGAGUUUUAAUAGUCCUUGCAAUCACAUGGAUAAUUAGUCUUGGGCAGUCUCUAAUUCGCCUUUCGUGGACUUGGAAUGUCACUGUUAAAACAGCUGUUGAAGACUUGGCUCUGGUCCAAGAGAAGGAAACAAUAUACUUUGUAUUCAAUAUCGUAGUGUUCUUCGGUGUUGCUAUGAUUGUCAUGGCUGCCCUUGACGCGCACAUGUUGCUGUUGCUUCGAAGGCAGUGCAAGAGAAUUGCGCGGGAAAACGUGCCAGUGGAAUGCAUCAAACAUGAACAGAAGCUUCAAAAGAGGCAAAGAAGAGCUGUGUUGACAUGCGUGUUGCUUCUUAUCCUGUACGUCAUCUUCUGGCUUCCUUGUUUUGUUUUACAACUGUUUCAGCUUUAUCAUCCGCAACAUGUACCUUACUUCCUUCUCCUAACGAUAUAUUACCUCAGGCUUUGUACAUCGGUAUUUAACCCUCUUGCCUACUCCCUGAGAAAGCAUGAUUUAAAAAGAAAGCUUAAAUGUAUCAUUUUCAACUUAAUUCCACGUUCACGGCCGAACGUUUCCGAGAUUAGUACUGUACAGUCUCUUUGAACAGGUGAAUGUAAUUUUGAAGGAAUAUUUAAUUUAAUUUAUGGCGAUAGAUACAAAGAUUAACACAGAACGUCUGUUGGAAUAGAGACAAGCGACAAAGUA